AUGCCGGCUCAGACGGAAUGGCUAAAGGCUCAUGCCACGCCAGCUGGAGAAACCGCACAGGGCGAAAACUACUACACAGACGACGUGGAUUGUCUCAUCGACUACCUUGAAGGAAACAUUACGGCUGAGGAGGCUGCGCUGUCUAUAACCCAAGAUUUACUCGACGAGGUCAACCCACCUACUGAGCUAUACCGGUUUAUGGGAUUACUCUGCGAAGCCCUGGUAGAAUUGAAAAACGACAGAGAAAAGCUAUUAGAGCUCCUUGCAGCCAUCAAGAGGAUUCCGCCUGAAGAGAUUAACUGGCCUGCUCUACCAGGACUUCUUCCCUUGUGGAGCGACUUAUACAGACUCCAUACCCGCGGCCCAAAUGGUUGGGAGGUAAUAGGAGAACCGCUACCUGACAACAAGAAAGCUGAGCUGCGCCGACAUUAUGAAGAGAUCGGGGCGGUCGAAGCCACGCUAUACGUUCGAGAACUCGGCGGCGUUACGGAGAAUUGGGGGUACGAGCUGUUGAACCUGGCCAGUCUGAGACGUCCAGGCCUCGAUGUUGUCAUCGGCGAGAUACACGCGUGGCUUACUGUUGCUGGGACAAAGUUGGUAAAAGACUUGGAUCCAGACGAAGUGAGGAACUGGCCUAGGCCGGUGGUCGGUGGGCAGCCUGGGCAGCGGCUUUCGGUUGAGGCGACAAUGGCACAGCAUUGGGAGGCGUGGAGAAGCUCUUUGCUGCGAAUUAGCGAGGAGAAGGGUUUAUUGAGUGAUGAAGCGAGGAUGCUUGCAAGAAAGUGCCAUGCGAUGAUGCAAAGGCCUGUACAGGCCCAAAAUGGUCAAUAG
Messenger RNA from Trichoderma gamsii, 831 nucleotides. RefSeq lists its product as hypothetical. Bases 1 to 831 code for a protein of 276 amino acids. NCBI's taxonomy places the organism in Eukaryota, Fungi, Ascomycota, Sordariomycetes, Hypocreales, Hypocreaceae. The transcript has a single exon. The record is from RefSeq and is a predicted model, not a curated record.